Molecule: messenger RNA, 1646 nt
Organism: Oryza brachyantha (malo sina)
Lineage: Eukaryota; Viridiplantae; Streptophyta; Magnoliopsida; Poales; Poaceae
Product: CBL-interacting protein kinase 30
Exons: 1
Coding region: 145-1575 (476 amino acids)
Biological process (GO): protein phosphorylation; signal transduction
Molecular function (GO): protein kinase activity; ATP binding
Source: RefSeq, a predicted model, not a curated record
UUACCGAACAAAUCAAACCCCCCAACACCAAUUUGCAAUGGUCGAUCAUCCGCCGUCUCCAUCCGUGCACGGACAGGUUCAUUGUCCGUCCGGCCGGAGCCGGCGAAACCUCGCCCAUGAUCACUUGGAACACCUCCCUUGGCCAUGGCUACGACCACGACGAACCAAGAUUCCCAGGUGAUCAUGGGCCGAUACAGGCUCGGCCCGCUCCUCGGCCGCGGCACGUUCGCCAAGGUCUUCAAGGCCCAUAAGGUGCACACCGGCGAGGCCGUCGCCAUCAAGGUGUUCGACAAGGAGGCGGUGCAGCGGUCCGGCACGGGGGAGCAGGUGAAGCGCGAGGUCGACGUGAUGCGGCGCGUGCACCACCGCCACGUCAUCCGCCUCCACGAGGUGAUGGCGACGCGCUCCAGGAUCUACUUCGCCAUGGAGUACGCCAGCGGCGGCGAGCUCUUCACCCGCCUCUCCCGGAGCACGCGGUUCCCGGAGCCCGUCGCGCGCCGCUACUUCCAGCAGCUGAUCACGGCCGUGGAGUUCUGCCACAGCCGCGGCGUGUACCACCGGGACCUCAAGCCCGAGAACCUCCUCCUCGACGCGCGCGGCGACCUCAAGGUCUCCGACUUCGGCCUCAGCGCGCUGGACGGCGGCGCCGGCGGCUCCCCCCGCGGCGACGGCCUCUUGCACACGACAUGCGGCACGCCGGCGUACGUCGCUCCCGAGGUGCUCAUGAAGCGUGGCUACGACGGCGCGAAGGCAGACAUCUGGUCGUGCGGCGUGAUCCUCUUCGUGCUCCUCGCCGGCUACCUCCCCUUCAACGAAACCAACCUCGUGAUCCUGUACCGGAAGAUCACGGAGAGCAACUACAGGUGCCCGCCGUGGUUCUCCGUCGAGGCCCGCAAGCUCCUCGCCCGGAUGCUCGACCCGAACCCCAAGACCCGGAUCACCAUCUCCAAGAUCAUGGAUAGGCCAUGGUUCCAGAAGGGAACAUGCCCGCUCGGCGACAUGCCCCUCAUCGCGAGCGCACCAUCGGUGUUGGAAGCCAAGCAGCAGCACGACGAGGAGGAGGAUGGGUUAGCCCGGGAGAAGAAGCGGUCCAAGGUGAUCAUGUCCUCGCCGACGAUCGAGGUGAGGCCCCCGAGCAUGAACGCCUUCCACAUCAUCUCCCGGUCGAGCGGGCUGGACCUGUCCAAGAUGUUCGACGCGGAGCACAGGUUGGAGGCCCGGUUCUCCACAAGGGAGACCACGACGGCGAUCGUCUCCAAGCUGGAGGAGAUCGCGGAGGCGGGGAGGUUCAGCUUCAAGCUGAAGGAGAAGGGGAGGGUCGAGCUGGAGGGGAGCCAGGACGGCACCCGGAAGGGCGCGCUGGCCAUCGAGGCGGAGAUAUUCCAGGUGGCGCCGUCGGUGCAUGUGGUGGAGAUGAGGAAGACCGGCGGCGAGUCGCCGGUGUUCCGGGACUUCUACAAGCAGGAGCUGAAGCCGUCUCUCGGCGACAUGGUGUGGGCGUGGCAGGGCGGUGACUCGCCGCCGCCGGCGCUCGUGCCGGCGACGGGAAGGAGACCGAUCACGAGGCGCCCUUGAGAUAUGCCGACUCAAUAUCGAAUUAUCAUAUUGUAAUUGAUUUGGUCUCUCUUAUGAUGUCUCCGUUUUGU